AUGACGCAAGAAGCAUCAACCAAGCACGACAAUCCCAACUGGCACAGCAGCGGACCAACGAAACCGUACGAUCUGCUAUUUCGCUUGGACCUGCCCAACAUCCAGACACACAAGCCUCCAUUCCGGGUUCAAUCUCGCCCGACUCAGGACCAAACCACCAUCAUGGCCACGAUCAAGGAGAUCACCAGCUACUCCGAGUGGGAUGCCCACCUGGCAUCCCUCCCUCCGACCACACUGCUCAUCGUCUCCUUCCACGCCCCGUGGGCUGCGCCAUGCGCCCAGAUGGCCACCGUCCUCAGCACCCUCGCCUCCGAAUACCCCGCCGACGGCUCGACCUCGUGGGUCUCCCUGAACGCAGAGGAGCUCUCCGACAUCAGCGAGAAGUACGACGUCACGGCAGUCCCCUUCCUCGUCCUCUCCAAGAACGCCAAGGUCCUCGAGACCGUCAGCGGCAGCAGCGCGGUCAAGGUGCGGAACGCCAUCGAGGCACACGCCGGCAAGCCCGGCGCCACAGCCGCCACCACGAACGGUGCCUCAGCGGGCGGCGCAGCAGCCGUGGACGAGCCCGCGGAGACAGACCCGGCAAAGGCGAAGGAGGAGCUCAACAAGAGGCUGGAGGAGCUGGUCAAGGCGGCUCCCGUCAUGCUGUUCAUGAAGGGCACCCCGAGCGGGCCGCAGUGCGGCUUUUCCAGGCAGAUGGUGGCGCUGCUGCGGGAGAACUCGGUCAAGUACGGUUUCUUCAACAUCCUGGCGGACGAUGAAGUACGGCAGGGCCUGAAGGAGUUCGCGGACUGGCCCACGUACCCGCAACUGUGGAUCGAGGGAGAGCUGGUGGGCGGUCUGGAUAUUGUCAAGGAGGAAAUCGAGAACAACGCGGACUAUCUCAAACCGUACAGCGUCAAAGGCAACGGCGAGUGA
Messenger RNA from Diaporthe citri, 918 nucleotides. RefSeq lists its product as uncharacterized. Bases 1 to 918 code for a protein of 305 amino acids. The transcript is spliced from 4 exons. Gene Ontology annotation, molecular function: 2 iron, 2 sulfur cluster binding. The record is from RefSeq and is a predicted model, not a curated record. NCBI's taxonomy places the organism in Eukaryota, Fungi, Ascomycota, Sordariomycetes, Diaporthales, Diaporthaceae.